UAUUUUAUUAUAAGAGGACUUAGUUCAUUGUAAGAGUCAUUUUUAAAUGCUUGAAGUUCUGCCAAUUAUUGGGAAUGUGAACGCCUAUAUUAGACUAAGAAUGGUAUUUCACUGUAUUCAAAUUUCUGUUUUCCCUUGCAAAUUUGUAAUUUGUAAAUCCUCCAUUACUGUAGAGUUUUAGUUUUUGUAUUUAGGGAGUGAUCCAAAAUCAAAAGUCAACCUGAUCAAUGGCUGAAACAUACAUGAAAUACAAAGAUCAGCAUGAAGCAAUUGAAGUUAGAGUUGAAGACCUUCUUAGUAGAAUGAGUUUGGAGGAAAAGAUAGGUCAGAUGACUCAAAUCGAUCGUGCUGUCGCCUCCUUUGAUGUCAUGAAGACUUACUCUAUUGGAAGUGUGCUGAGUGGGGGAGACAGUCCGCCUUUUCCGAAAGCCACGGCUGAAGAUUGGAUCAACACAGUUAACAAAUUUCAGGAAGGUGCCUUGGCUACUCGUUUGGGGAUACCGAUGAUUUACGGAAUUGAUGCUAUUCAUGGCAAUGCCAUCGUCUACAAUGCCACUGUAUUCCCCCAUAACAUUGGCCUUGGAGCUGCUAGAGAUCCAGACCUUAUUAGGAGGAUUGGUGCUGCAACUGCACUGGAAGUUAGAGCUACAGGGAUUCCAUACGUCUUUUCUCCUUGUGUUGCCGUCAGUAGAGAUCCAAGAUGGGGCCGCUGCUACGAGAGUUAUAGUGAGGAUCCCCAGAUUGUGCAGGAGAUGACUGAGAUAAUCUAUGGUUUACAAGGAGUAAACCCUAAAGGAUCUCAGAAUGGCAUUCCUUAUGUUGGGGGAAAGGACAAAGUUGUAGCUUGUGCUAAGCAUUUCGUGGGUGAUGGGGGGACAACAGAAGGCCUUGAUGCAAGUAACACAGUUGUGGACACUGCUGAGUUGUAUAAAAUCCACAUGCCUGUCUAUCUCGACUGUAUCAGCAAAGGGGUGUCAACAAUUAUGAUCUCCUAUUCUAGCUUAAAUGGAGAAAAGAUGCAUGCCAAUCGUACCCUUGUCACAGACUAUCUCAAGAACACUCUCCAAUUCAAGGGGUUUACUAUCUCUGAUUGGGAGGGACUUGAUAGGAUGACUACUCCUUAUCAUGCAGACUAUACAUACUCUGUUUUGGCUGGGAUUCAAGCUGGAAUAGACAUGGUAAUGGUUCCUUUUAAUUUUACUGAAUUUAUAGACACUCUUACCAAUCUGGUGAAGAACAAAUCUAUUAGUAUGGGGCGUAUUGAUGAUGCUGUGAAGAGGAUUCUGCAUGUCAAGUUCAUAAUGGGUCUAUUUGAAAAUCCUAUGGCCGAUUUUAGUCUGGUUAAUGAGCUUGGAAAACAGGCUCACAGAGACUUGGCAAGAGAGGCGGUAAGAAAAUCUCUUGUACUCCUAAAGAAUGGUAAAGAAGGAGAAAGUCCAUUAUUGCCCCUUCCUAAAAGUGAGUCAAAAAUACUUGUAGCUGGUACUCAUGCUCAUAAUUUGGGUUACCAAUGUGGUGGAUGGACAACUACUUGGCAGGGAUUUUCAGGAAAUGAUGGUACCAGAGGAACAACAAUUCUGGAUGCUGUGAAAUCUGCUGUCUACCCAAGUACAGAAGUUGUAUACAAGGAGAACCCAGACGAAGAUUUCAUCAAGUCCAACAACUUCACUCAUGCCAUCAUUGUUGUAGGUGAGCUUCCCUACGCAGAGAUGCAUGGUGAUAGCCAGACGCUCAAGAUGAUAGAACCUGGACCCACUGUGAUCAGCAAUGUCAGUGGGUCCGUCAAAAGUGUUGUUGUUGUUAUCUCUGGCCGCCCCCUUUCCAUCGAGCCUUACAUUGCCCCCGUCGAUGCCUUGGUUGCAGCAUGGUUGCCUGGUACAGAAGGCCAAGGAGUGGCUGAUCUGCUGUUUGGUGACUAUGAGUUCACUGGAAAGCUGCCAAGGACAUGGUUCAAAACUGUUGAUCAGCUCCCCAUGAAUGUUGGAGAUCCACACUAUGAUCCUCUUUAUCCCUUCGGAUUUGGUCUGACAACAAAUGCAAUAGGCUUAUCAGCGACUAAGUAAGACAUUCAAUAUGAAUGAUAACAGACCAAAAUGUUGGACUGACAGCAUAGUCUAUAGGGAGACUUGAAGGAAAUAUAUCUUAUUCUCUUAGUAAGAAAAAGAAGUGAAUGUGUGAAAUAAAGCCCUUAAAGGUUUUCUUGUGAAAA
Messenger RNA from Chenopodium quinoa (quinoa), 2209 nucleotides. RefSeq names its product beta-glucosidase BoGH3B-like. Gene Ontology annotation, molecular function: beta-glucosidase activity. The transcript has 9 exons. Lineage: Eukaryota; Viridiplantae; Streptophyta; Magnoliopsida; Caryophyllales; Amaranthaceae. The record is from RefSeq and is a predicted model, not a curated record. Gene Ontology annotation, biological process: glucan catabolic process. The coding region runs from base 228 to 2063 and encodes 611 amino acids.